AGCACAGGGCAGCGAAAGGCUUGCCGGAGCGCUCGCUUUCGCUUGAGCUCUCACUCCGCUCUGGACAGCACCUCUCAGCUCAUGAGCUUUUAGACCACCUGCAUUUUUCUCCUAGUACGGUGCGCUAUUGUAAACAAGGACUUUUAUGAAUACCGGUAAGCAACAGAAGCCAGUGCUUACAGGCCAGAGGUUUAAGACCAGGAAAAGGGAUGAAAAGGAGAAGUUUGAGCCUACGGUUUUCCGAGACACGAUCGUUCAAGGCCUCAACGAAGCAGGUGGUGAUCUUGAUGCUGUAGCCAAGUUCCUGGAUGUCACUGGGUCGAGACUAGACUACCGUCGCUAUGCCGACACCCUGUUUGACAUCCUCAUCGCUGGGAGCAUGCUUGCUCCCGGGGGAACACGUAUCGACGACGGGGACAAGACCAAGGUGACAGAACAUUGUGUCUUCAAGGCCGAAGAAAACCACACUGCUGUUCGCAGCUAUGCUCAGAUGUUCAAUAAGCUCAUCAGAAGGUACAAAUAUCUGGAGAAGGCCUUUGAAGAGGAAAUCAAAAAGCUUCUUCUCUUCCUGAAGGCCUUUAGUGAGUCUGAGCAGAUCAAACUGGCCAUGCUAACAGGAAUGCUGUUGGCCAAUGGCAUGCUGCUGCCGCCCAUCCUCACCAGCCUCUUUAGCGAUAAUGUUGUCAAAGAAGGCAUUUCUGCUGCUUUCGCAGUGAAGAUGUUUAAAGUUUGGAUAGCAGAGAAGGAUGCUAAUGCGGUGACAUCGGCCCUUAGAAAAGCCAAUCUGGAUAAGAAGCUCCUGGAACUGUUUCCUGCCAGUAAACAGAAUGUGGAGCACUUCUCAAAGUACUUCACAGAUGCAGGACUGAAAGAGCUGUCUGACUUCCUGCGCGUGCAACAGUCUCUGGGCACACGCAAGGAACUUCAGAAAGAGCUGCAGGAGCGUCUGUCCCAGCAGUGUCCUAUUAGAGAGAUUGUGGUAUAUGUGAAGGAAGAGAUGAAGAAGAAUGAUCUGCAGGAGCAGGCUGUGGUUGGUUUACUGUGGUCCUGCCUCAUGAAUGCUGUGGAAUGGAACAAAAAGGAAGAGCUGGUCACUGAGCAGGCCCUCAAACAUCUGAAGCACUAUGCACCUCUCCUGGCUGUGUUCAGUACUCAGGGCCAAUCGGAGCUGGUCUUACUGCUCAAGAUUCAGGAAUACUGUUAUGACAACAUCCACUUUAUGAAAUCCUUCUCCAAAAUAGUGAUGCUCUUCUACAAAGCGGAUGUCCUUAGUGAAGAAGCUAUUUUGAAAUGGUACAAAGAUGCCCAUGCUGCCAAAGGAAAAAGUGUAUUUCUGGAGCAAAUGAAGAAAUUUGUGGAGUGGCUUCAGAAUGCGGAGGAAGAGUCUGAGUCAGAGGGGGAAGAAGACUAAAAAUCUUGUGGAUUCUGAAGAUUUUAGUGGUUUUACACUGUCAAGUGUCUGUUGCAAGCUUUUAGUGCAUAUACUGUAUACUGUGCUGUAGGCUCCAUGUCGUUUUAUUUGUGUCCAGAGAGACAUUACAGACACUGAGGCAAAAUCCAGGGAAAAGCUUCUGAGCUCUAUGAUAUGAGUGCAGGGGGCUAAAUAUAGUCAGACUUUAAUAAGAAACACUUUAACAUGAAUUUUAUACUAAUGAUGAUCAGGCACUGUGAUGACACUUCAGAUUCCUGCAGAUUUUCAUUCGUUCAAACUCAUGUGUGUCGUAUGGGACUGCUUUUAAUCUUUUUAUGAAUAAAAGGUGUUUUCUAUGUAUUCUAUUGCAAUAACAUGCCUGUUUAAUGUCUGACAAACCUUUUACACACACUCAAUUGAGUAUUAACACACACUUAUUUUGUAUUCAGCUGUCACUUGAUACCAUUCACUGUAUGUUAUUAAGACAGCUGCGGAAAAAACAUGAGACCAGCACUCCAACUUUUUAUUACAAAUCAGCAUUUCUAAAUGUAUUGUGGCCAUUCUAAUCCAGUGUCUGUUACAUUUUAACAAAAUCAAACCUCAGGAGUGAGAUAAAGUCAUUCAACAGCAAUGUGAAAAAGACUGACAGCACGACAAGACACAUGAAAACUAAUAAGAAUCCAGGUUAUCACAUCAAAAAAUAUUAUUUUAACUUUUCCUAAAUACAUGUAGAAAUAUUACUGUCAUGUUCCUUAAAAGUGAAUACGAACAUGUUUUCUUUGCAGUAUUUGAGGUCUGAAAAAAUACAGAGCAUCUUUUCUGUUAUUUUGACUUAUUUCUCCAGUUUUCAUUUUAUGCAAAUAAAAAACAACCUUUUUAUUUGAAAUUUGGUAAAAAUAUAGCAGUUCACAGAAUAAAACAAACGAUCAAUUUACUUUAACACAUAUCUCUAAAAUCGUCUCUUAAUUAUUUCUGCGGCUGUAUAUUAAAACUUUAUAGUUAUGAAAAGUGUGGUAAAAUUGUUAAGUAUGCCAUAGUAGAGUUUCAAUUUCCUGUUUAACUGAAAAAUUGGUAGAUCUGUAAUAAGUCAUAACUCCCAAAACAUUAAUGUGAUCACAAUAUCCAAGUGUUUAAAGUUCCUGAAUUCGUCUAACAAUUCUAAAUUAAUAGUUCACCAUAUACCAAAUACGAUUUGUAAGAUCUUUAACUUUGUUACAUUGUUUUCAUGAUGUUAAGCACAAUGUUUAACUCUCACAUUCUCGUUACUCUAAAGUAUGUGGAUGUUUAACUUGUGAGUACAUUUUCAGACCAAACAAAGAAAACAUCUUUUUGGGGGGUCAAUGGAUUAUUGUCAUUUUCAUUGUACUUUUACUAAAUUGUGACACAAAAUGAUCAUUUAAACAAAUUAAAACCUAUUUUUGCAAUUUUUUGUCUUGCUAUUUGCGCUGUGCCGUUAGCACGGGUGUGUGGAACUGUUAUACGCGGCAUUGUAUGGUCUAAAAAUUGUAUUGUGAAGCAUUACACAGUCCGUUAUUUCCCAUUAUCCUCACAUCUUUUUUCUCUUUUCAAAUCAUUCCUUUGAAUUUCUCACAACUGUAACAAUGUAUUAAAACUAUUAAAAUAUUGUUU
Molecule: messenger RNA, 3040 nt
Organism: Triplophysa rosa
Lineage: Eukaryota; Metazoa; Chordata; Actinopteri; Cypriniformes; Nemacheilidae
Gene: bzw2
Product: basic leucine zipper and W2 domains 2
Exons: 12
Coding region: 146-1411 (421 amino acids)
Cellular component (GO): cytoplasm; membrane
Molecular function (GO): protein binding
Source: RefSeq, a predicted model, not a curated record